Molecule: messenger RNA, 863 nt
Organism: Cynara cardunculus var. scolymus (artichoke)
Lineage: Eukaryota; Viridiplantae; Streptophyta; Magnoliopsida; Asterales; Asteraceae
Product: kirola-like
Exons: 2
Coding region: 121-585 (154 amino acids)
Biological process (GO): defense response
Source: RefSeq, a predicted model, not a curated record
AACAGUACAAAUAUUUUCCAUAUAAAGGCCAAAGUUUCGUAUGUAUUUGCACAUUGGAUCGAAUCAGCUAUAUCUUUCCAUCAAAAGUCGUAUCCAGAUUUUGUUGAACGAUCAAUAGAGAUGGUUCUAACCGGAAAGAUGAUCAUGUACUUAGAUAUCAGUUCACGUGGAGACAUAUUGCAUGAUCUCGUGAGGCACAGACCACAUGACAUCCCUUCCAUUUCCCCUGAUAAGCUUCAURGAUGUGAUCUCCUUGAGGGUGAACGAGGAGCUGUUGGUUCUGUCAUCUGCUGGGACUAUACCCAAGAUGGAGAAAAGAAAAGAACAACGGAGGUAAUUGAAGAAAUUGAUGAGACAAACCACAAGAUAGUGCUCACUGCAAUUGAAGGAGAUCUUCUGGGAGAUCUACACAAGUCCUUCAAGAUCAUAUUUCAUGUUGAACCAAAGGGUGAUGGCCAGUUGUUCGUUGUGACGCUUGAGUUUGAGAAGCUGAAUGCAAGUGUGCCCUAUCCAACAUCUUUCAUGAACUAUUUAUUGCAUCUUAUUACGGACAUGGAUGCACAUAGCAGCAAGUUCUCUGGUUAAAAGAAAAAGAUAUCUGGAGGCAAGUUGAUCAGUUUACGUGUGCAUUUAGCAUAUUAAAUAAGAUAAAUGAAUCAAACAACUUGAAGAAUAAACAAGUGGCAGCUAUAUGGCCAUUUGGGAGCAUGUAUGUUCCGAUUACCCAGGGUGUGCUGUUGUUUCCUUUGUUUGUAUCGUGAUGUCUUCUAAGUGACUGUAUGGUUGUAUGAUUGUUAAUUUGUGAAUCUUUAAACAGUGUCCAUGUUUUAGCCUUGUUUAUAUACAAUGGUAUUUCAUUUCUA